UGGGUGAGACGACAAUUCUCACAACAACAAAAGAUUCCCUCUCUUUCUUUGUCUCCGAUGGAAGAACAGUCGCCGCCGGCGAAGUGGGAAGGAGAAGUCUCCGCCGAGGUAACCGCCGCAGAACCCCAAGAAGUGUGGCCGCUGAUCGCCGACGAAUUCUGCAGCCUCCACAAAUGGAUUCCCAUCGACACGUGCCACCACGUGGCAGGCGUGCCGGGGCAGCCGGGCCUGACCCGCCGCUGCGCCACCACCCACACGGCGUCGGAGGCGGCGGCGCCGUCCACCAAGUGGGCCGACGAGAGGCUGAUUCUAAUCGAUCCGACCGAACACGUCUUAAGCUACGAAAUCCUCGACAACAACUUCGGAUUCAAGUCCUACGUGGCAACCUUCAAGCUGCUGCCGACCGGCGACGGCGGCUGCAGGAUCGUGUGGUCGUUCGUCGCUGAUCCGAUCGAGGGGUGGCCGUUGGAUGAAUUUUUGAAGUAUCUUCAAUUUUCUGUGCAGCACAUGGCGGAGAAGAUGGGGGAUUUUUUGCAGAAAAGUGGGUGAAAAUUUUAUUGAAAUAAUCAAAUCAAGAUAUUGGUUUUGUUUAUUUUGUAUUUUCUUUUUCUUUUCCAGAAAUCUUUACGCUUUUUAAUUUCUGAUGGUUGCUUCUUCUCGAUCUCCUGUACUGCUUUCAAUAAAUUGAAUCGAUCUCGAAGAUCUGAUUUUACUUUUUUCUUUUUUUAAUUCAGUUAAUUUGGAAGGAUUAUUCUAAUAAAGUUUAUGAUAUGUUCA
Momordica charantia (bitter melon) is the source of this 777-nucleotide messenger RNA. Its product is annotated as lachrymatory-factor synthase. The record is from RefSeq and is a predicted model, not a curated record. Lineage: Eukaryota; Viridiplantae; Streptophyta; Magnoliopsida; Cucurbitales; Cucurbitaceae.